AUUGUUUUCUAAUAACAGUAUUGGGCAGCCUGCACAGAAAUAACCAAAUGAGCGAAUAUGCCGAUGCUUUUUGUCCCGAUUUUGCUGUUCAUGUUCCGACGGUCUACGACUACGAGGGCAACAUAUCAAGUGCUUUUGGUUUUAAAAUGGUGGAUGAACCUGAAAAUGAAAUGGUAGAUGUUUGCGUAAUGGACAGAAAUCACAUCAUUAGGUACACUUGCCAAAGUAGCCUUGCGUUGACGUCAAUUUCUGACGACCUCUACCGAAUCAUAAACGCCAACGUGAAAGAAACUGUUCCCGAACUUGAUUUGGAGGAGAGUGAUGAAAACUAUAUCAAAGAUCGGGAUUUCCAUAGGAAGAGUCUAGUUCAAAAGCUCACGAAAACAUCACUUUCUAUUGAUUACACUGAUGAAAAACAAAAAUAUUACGCGGAUGAGAAGCAGAAUCAGACACAAAAAUCAAUACAAUUGGAGAAUUACAGCUCAGAAUUGGUUCAAAAUGCAGAAAAUCAUCAAGAAAAUGCUGCUGGACAACAACCGAAAGUUAACGGAAUUCAUGACAAGUUUAUUUUACUCUCAGAAUUAUACAAAAUCUUUCGCUGCUGA
Symsagittifera roscoffensis is the source of this 605-nucleotide messenger RNA. RefSeq lists its product as uncharacterized. The transcript is spliced from 5 exons. The record is from RefSeq and is a predicted model, not a curated record. NCBI's taxonomy places the organism in Eukaryota, Metazoa, Xenacoelomorpha, Acoela, Convolutidae. The coding region runs from base 48 to 605 and encodes 185 amino acids.